UGCGUGUCUUGUUUCGGAUUUUUUUAAUUAGUUAUCCUUUAGCGUGUAAAUCACUUGCUGAGGCAUAUAUGCCGGCUGUCUGCAUCUCCUUUGUGCGUCCCUCAUAGUAUUGGUUUUCUGGGCCGACGCCUGGGGUGUGAUGCUGCGGCUGCAUUACAAUUCGUUUCCUAUUUGUACUGGUAUUUCACAGUGCUCGGCUGUUGGCCGCAAAACCGACACGCCCAGCGGCAUUUUUCUUCUUCUUUUUUCUGCUGACAUCGGGCCAAGCACGAGCGAGCGCCAUGCAAAGAGGGAAAAAAAAUGGUCUUACUUGGCGUUUGCUACCAACAAUAUAUCCUGAUUCAUGAACCCUGGCCUGCAUUAACCGUAACGUACAGUGUGCUUCAACGGAGGCGAUAACGCCCGAGCGCCACGGGCUAAUAGCUGCUGCUGGCUGUGAUGGGUUUUGGUGGUAACUACUGCUGUUGUCGCUGUAAGCCUCUUCUUCUCUCCGCCCACCACGCCAUAGCGCCCUCCCAGCGCCGAGCAAAAAAGAACGGGUGGGUGAGCCCAGCCGGCUGGGUGCGUGAGGAAGUAUGUAUUAUUAGGCUCUGCUCGUUUUUACGGCGCCUUUUUUGUUGGCACUCAUACGACUUGCUGGCGCUGGUGUAAAGGUCAUGUGUCUUCACCGUUUGUGCCGCGGGGGGUGGUUGAAAUCCGAGUCAGCGUUGCUUUGGUGCUGGGACCCGUGGCCUAACACUGUCCAAACAGUAAUGGGCGUCUUGUUCAUCGAGGGAUCCCUGGUGCUCACGUUAAGUCAGUCCAAGUCAUGCUUAGUAGCAUUGGCAGUGGUGAAGUUAUAUGGGUGGUUGGAUAUUCUUCACCGUGUUUCUUUGUUUCGGCGUCGAGUCCGCUGUCCGUUUGCGUAUAGGUUGUGCUUUUAUUUGCUUUUUGCUUUCUUCGUUUUUUCUUUGUCGGGGCCAAAUUGGCUUGAUUAAAAAGAUCCCUUAAACCCCCCCUCUUUGUGUCUUGGUAAAAUAGAUGGUGUGCUUUUGCAGCCGGAUGGGCAGAGCCCGGAUGACAUUCCAGUGGUGGCUUCCAGGGUCCCUUUUUUUUUGCCUUUUCCUGUUGUAGUGACGUCGGGCUACGGCGGCGCUCGUUCGCUGCUCUGUCACUCUGACUGUACUUGACUGCACCGUUCCAGCACUGUAGAGUAGGACUGGCUACCUGCGGAGUCUGCGGUUGAGACUGUGCUUGUCAAGUCUGGGUAUCAGGUUUGGUAUUAUAAAGAAUCAACCACCCGUGGCCCGCACCACCAGCCAGACCACUUGGGUUUUCCCCUCUUGCUCGCUUUCUUUUCUCUCGUCAACCGCCCGCCCGACGCCUUUUUUCUUGUCCUGCUCUUGCGUGCUCCAGAUGGCAGUUAGAUGGAUCCCUUGAAUUUCGUAAACAGCCCCCCUCUCUCGUCCGUCCACCUCUCCGCCAGCGUUGCUGCAAGAGGCUCCUGGCCGGCACCAGCCAGUACCAGCAGCAGCAGCACCAUGGCCUCGGCCGCCGCCUAUACCGACCCCAGCGCCCGUCCACAGCGGGCGCAGCGGCCUACGUCCCCCCAAACGCUCCGUCAGUCAGGCGGCCACCAUCAGGCCACCACCACCAGCUUUCUUAUCGACCCUGCCUACCGCAUGCAUUUGCAUUUCGCCAGUGCAAAUGCCCUCUCCAUUUCUACAACUCCAGGAUUUGCUCAAAACGUCACCGUCUCUGUAAACCAUCCGCUCGACAGCACCCGAACCGCUGCACAGGCCCUGCCUCCCACGACUCAGCGCCGUCAGCACCACAACCAACACCACCCAGGCCCGACCCAGUCGGCCACCCCCAACGCUAUUCCCCGCCCAACUGACCCGAGUCACAAUCAUCGUGUUAGCCAGCAGCACCCAGCAUCGACGGCGGCUCCAGCACCCACUGCAACUGCAACUUCAACAAGUAGUCUUCCGAGCCCAUAUCCUUUUACCGCCAGAGGCCCGUCAACUUCCCAACUGCCACAGGUGUCAAACAGCCAACGACGGUCGCCGGUCACUCAGGACCUGGCACAAUGGACUAACCUGAGCAUUCAGCACGUUCACCAGAUCAUCAGCCGCUCAGUUCCUCGUCAAGCUCCGUCUACAACCCCCAACUCAACACGUUCAACUACUACUACUUCUACGACUACUCCUUCUCCUUCACACUCCCGAAAUAGCUCUAUCGACCAGCCAUCUUCAUCACAUCAUCCGCAAAGAGCCGCUAGACCGCACUUUGACCACUUUGCUCUCCUUCAUAGCCAGGCCGCAGGUAUAAUCGAGAGACGGCGCCACCUCCUACGGAACUGGGAAUCCAUGUCUACCAGAACUCUUACCACCGAGUCGCCGAGCGACCCCAGCUUACGAUAUUCGGAAGGCCUAUUUUCCAUGUCGAGCAGCCACCGCAGAACGGCAUCGGGGGAGACCGACUCCGACUGGGACGACCGUGAAGAUGAGGAUGACGACGAGGACGAGGACGCUAACCGGCAAAUGAUGCAAGAGAUCCGCGGCUCCUUUACCUGCCAGAGAGUAGCGUCUCACGCCGCCAUUCUAUCCCUCGAAUCUGUGGAUGUAAAGGACCUUUCCAAAGAAGAGAGAACUUGUGCAAUUUGCUACAACGACUACGGCGAGGAGUCUCCCGAAGGCCUCAGGGAAGCUCCCCUCCGCUUGCCACAAUGCAAACACGUAUUUGGAGACCACUGCAUUAAGAAGUGGUUUGAGGAUUCGGACAGCUGCCCCUACUGUCGAGACAAGGUCCCCUCCGAAACGAAGCACUACACAACGUCGCCAACCACCAUCCUAAAUAUGCUGCGGAUGCGGGGAUGGGAUCGUUCACGCCCAGAGGUCGCUCAGGAUAUUAUGCGGAGAAUCGCCAUGGGAGAACGCAUCGGCAUCCGGCAUACACGAGACGCAUCUCAAUUUAUUCCCAUUCUCCCCGAGCGCAGAACACGCCCUGCCGAUGACCCUAGCAGUCAACAGCGCCGGACCAGGCAGCGACUUUCAUCCGCUGACACAGACACCCGUGCAAACGGCUCGACUGCCACCUUUGAUGCUACGACGCCGCCGCGACAGCCGAGAUCUGCCGCUUCCACCCCUGCAGCUGCUGCACCCAGCACCGCUGCCUCUACUCCCAGGGUGGCUCUCUUUACACCUACAGAGUCUCCUUCGACUCGUCAGUCCACGCCUAGCCUCACAUCACCCAGCAGCUAUGCUCUGAGUCCCAAUGCACGCAUCAACUACGCUUUACGUCGAGUUAUUUUGCAACCUGUCUCGCCCUCGCGAGUCUAUGCGAAUCGCCAGGCUCUUCCUGUUCAGCGGCCAAUCUCUACUAACCCCCUGGUGCCAUCCAUGUUUACGGAUUCAUCCACACAGACACCAGAAUCUCCAACCCGCUCUCGCGGCAGCGGCGCCGCCAACUGAUCUCACCUUCCUUACAUUCUUUACGGAACGGAUCCGACUCGACUACCAAGGUUUUGCUGCAUAUAUUUCUUUGCCUUUGCAUAUACGUCACAGGUAACAGUCGGCAUAUUUAUUUUGUUUUAUUCAUAAGGAGAAACGGCGUUUGGAUUCUCUUCUCAGUUUUUUUUGUUUCUCGUUUUCUUCUAGCUUUUUUCAUAACGGGAAUUCUAACAUGACACUUUUGCCCGGUCUGGGCAACGGAGGGCAUUUACAUAAGGUUGGGUGGUUUUAUUUGCAUGCCUGUGCACAGCGCAGCAGAAGCUACGCUAUGGUGGCAGGGCAAGCAAUUUAUAGCUUUGUUUUGUUUUCUGUUUUUUUUUCUUGCGUACCAAGACUUUAUUGAGCUCUUGGGCAUUAAUCAUAUUGCACCAUAGAUUAGCGAGACGAGGCCCUGCAUGGGCCAAUCACUAGCUUUAAUUGGAGGACUGAACAGGAUGAAUAAUAGUUUUGAUCAUGAAAGCAAGGUUCUCUUUGUUUUUCUCCUUCAGUCAUGCAUGCCACUGCAACGGUGUACUGGGUAUGAGGCUGCGUCGGAGAUUGAGAGCGCUUUAAGCCAACGGAGCCGGGGGCGGAAUACAGAUGGCCAUCGGGUCAAGUUCGUCCGUGGGGGGAAGAAGGAAAGAAAGAAGGAAGACGAUCAGUGGAAUGUAUUGGCGGAGUUGGUAGUAUACUUUGAAGACGGCUUCUAUUUUCAGUAUUAUGGUUUCUGAAAUUUCUUAUAAUUUUCUCUUCUUUUUUUUUGUACCCAUAUCCGUCACUCCAUAUCAGACAGGCUGUAUCGCAUUACAUCCCCCCUGCGUGCGCCAUCCGCAUAACGGGUCAUCCUGC
[Torrubiella] hemipterigena is the source of this 4319-nucleotide messenger RNA. Lineage: Eukaryota; Fungi; Ascomycota; Sordariomycetes; Hypocreales; Clavicipitaceae. The record is from the annotation of a GenBank genome assembly.